This is a messenger RNA of Micropterus dolomieu (smallmouth bass), 1251 nucleotides long. RefSeq lists its product as uncharacterized. The coding region runs from base 17 to 847 and encodes 276 amino acids. Gene Ontology annotation, molecular function: protein tyrosine kinase binding; MHC class II protein binding. The record is from RefSeq and is a predicted model, not a curated record. Gene Ontology annotation, cellular component: external side of plasma membrane; membrane raft. The transcript is spliced from 7 exons. Lineage: Eukaryota; Metazoa; Chordata; Actinopteri; Centrarchiformes; Centrarchidae. Gene Ontology annotation, biological process: positive regulation of ERK1 and ERK2 cascade; interleukin-15-mediated signaling pathway; T cell activation.
GGGAGAGAAAAGCAAAAUGGUUCGAUUCAGUUGGAUUAAUACGUCUUUAUUUGUGAUACUGGUGCUUCAGUUUACAGCUGUAACUGGACAGAACUCCCUCUCCUUCACUGUCAAAGUUGGAGAUGAAGUCACUUUGCCUUGUGAAAAUGUGAUAAAUAAUCAGGACAAGUGUGACGGUACUUCCUGGGUUGUCAGUCGUUAUAUUGAGACAACAGAGCUGGUUACACAUGGGAAGAUCAGUAAAAUUGAGAUUUCCAAAGCUAAAUCAGACAGAAUGAGUGUUACAGAGAACUGUUCUCUGGUUAUAAAUAACGUCACAGACGAGGAUGUUGGUCGUUACACCUGCAGACAGUUCAACAAAUCAGGACAACAACAAGCUCCAGACUCUCUGGUUUAUCUGUCUGUUAUUACCAUGAAACACUUUCAGAACAAUGAUCAGGUCAGCUUGUACUGCAAUGUGUUUACAUUUGGCGAGUGUGGACACACAGUCGAGUGGUUGUAUCAGGGCGAUGAGAACGACACGGCGACAUCACAGGGUUCCUGUUCAGAUAUUGUGGUAUUUACUCCUCGUCUUAAUCAGAAUUCAAACUAUUCUGAGUUACUGAAGUGUAACGUGACAGAUAACAAGAGUGGACAGAUGCUGCUGUGUAGCGUUGGCCUCCAGUCCUCAUGUCAGAAAACAGUUCGUACGUCAAAAUCAAAAGGUAUCACAACAGAGGGGAGAAACGAAACUCUACUCGCAAAGGUUGAAACUACAUUGAAACAAGUUUUAGCAGCACUCUCAAUAAGUGUUGUGGCGGUCAAAAUAUGGACGAAAACUAAAAGGGAACAAAACACAGAUGGAUGAAAAUGUUGCGGCUCCUCAAGAUGGUGUUUCGAAGUUACACCAAGGUGCCCAACCGUAAGGCCCAGGUAAGCUGUCGGAUUGGUUAUCCAAAGAAAGAAGUCGGAGCCAGCAAAUUUAAUGACAAUUCAUCCAAUAAUUGUUAAGACAUUUCACUUAAAACCACAAAUGUGGUGCUCAAGGAAAAAUCAGGGAAUCACCAAAAUCAUCAAGGUUCGUUCUUUGUGAGCGAUGAAUGUCUGUGCCAAAUAUUGUGCCAAUUCAUAAAGUAGACGUUGACAUAUUUCACAAAAUAAUUCAAAACUUUGAACUGCUUCUUGCUCUAAAGGAGAAGUCAAAGAAGUCAGAAGUUAUUAAGAUUCAUCCUCCUGGACUCGAAUGUCUGAAUAAAAUGUCACUAUAAUUGA